CAGCUGCCGUUACGGAGCUAGUUAGGGAGGUUACAGACAACACAUCAAUAAUCAUUGUAUAGGUUCCGCGAAAUAGUAAUGUUUUCGUGUAGUUAAAGGCUUACAUUUUACAUUUAAUAUAAAUCUUUAAAAAUAAAAACGCCCAUUUUAAAGAUAGAGCGCUCUAGUGGUGUUGUGGAACACUUCAGUUAUCACAAUGGCUUCCUCCAUAAAAGACACAGCUACUUUCUUCGCUGCGGGUUCAGCAAAACAAUUCGAACAUGUAUUAAGUUUAUAUCCACAAGCACUUAGACUGAAGGCUGAAAGGAAGAAUAAGAAACCCGAGGAACUUAUUAAAUUGGACAACUGGUAUCAAAAUGAAUUACCUAAGAAAAUCAAAUCUAGAGGAAAGGAUGCACAUUUGAAUCACGAAGAACUUGUUCAGCUUAUGAAAUGGAAGCAGACACGAGGCAAAUUCUUCCCCCAACUCAGUUAUUUAGUUAAGGUAAAUACUCCUAGAGCAGUCAUGGCAGAAACCAAAAAAGCUUUCCGCAAGCUACCUAAUUUGGAACAGGCGAUAACUGCAUUAAGCAACCUCAAGGGUGUUGGUACUACUAUGGCUUCUGCAUUAUUAGCAGCAGCUGCUCCUGAAAUGGCACCUUUUAUGGCAGAUGAAUGUUUAAUGGCUAUCCCUGAAAUAGAAGGAAUAGAUUAUACAACUAAAGAAUAUUUGAAUUUCGUCUCCCAUAUUAAUGCUACAGCAGAGAGGUUAAACAGUGAAAAUAACAAUGGGUCGUGCUGGUCACCACAUCGAGUAGAACUUGCUCUAUGGACACACUAUGUAGCGAGUGAAUUGCAGCCAGAACUUUUAGACUCAAUACCAAAUGGUACAACACCACCCCAUAGCAACGGAAAUGAGAAAGCAACACCCCAUGAGUCUGAAUCAUCAAACGCCGCCAGUUCCGAUGUACUGGAUGGCUCGGAUGGAGAGAGUUCGUUAGAUGCCAAUGGUAAAGGCGUUGCAACUGAUGAUACCUCCAUGUCCUUACCUGACGAUUCAGCCAAUGAGGACAGCAAAGGUUCAGACGAACCACCUGCCAAAAAACCAAAACCGGAUUCCAAGUGACCUAAUAAUGCAUUUUUUUGAAGAAUGUAUUACAGUUAAUCCCUCUCAACCUCAGAUUAGUCUGUCUACUUUUGUGUUUAUUUACUACCCAUUAGCUGACAGAAACUGGUAAAACCUAUUUAUUAUGUGUUUUCUUAUUAAGGUGGGGGCGAAAACUUUUCAAGGGUUGCAUUAUUUGUUUGUGUUACACUUUUCCAUUUUUUUUUUUUUUUUAAUUUUAUUAUUAAAAACUCAGAUGUAGUUAAUAAAGUAUUUCCUGAAAUCUGUAUAGAAUUAUUAUUAGUGAAACCUGUAAGGUAAAAAUUUGAAACACUGUAAUUUUCUAAAUAUUACUGUUAUAUUUUGUUUUCUUUUGUUACUAUGGAUCAGUAUGUAUUUAUUUAUUUUUAUGUACCCGUAAACUUUGUUCCCACCUUUUUCUGUAGCCUGCCUGAACAGAAAUUGUAAAAUGUACAGUGUACCAUAGUGAAAGAUCACAAUUUUUAUAUUUAUAUAUAAUGUGGAUUAUUCAUUGCCAGAGUACUUAAAACCUGAAACUGUUUUCAGUUGUUGAGUGGGUUAGAUGAUAGGUUGUUUCGCAUAUAGUUAUUUUUUACCGCACAUAUUAGUUUUUUGAAAAAUAUAUGAGCAUCACUUUAUUGCUCGUUAUGAAAUUUAAAAAAAAAUUAGAAUAGUUUUUUUGUGUAUGUAUGAGGGAAUAUGAAAGAUUAUGUGUGUUCAGAAUGAAAAUUUUAGUGAGAUUAUCUGGUUAUAUAUAUUUUAAUUACAAGAAGUCAUUGUACAUUCCAUUUCAUUGCAUUGUAACAAUUACAAGUUUUGCUAUUCAAAAGUCAACUUUAAUAUAAUGAAAUUUUUCACAUGUUGAUGUGGUUAUUCUGAUUCAUAGUUUUAUUUAUUUGUCUGCAUUUAUUGUGUUUUAGCACUUGACUUUUGAAUGUAUUUAAUUUGUCCUGAAACUGUUAGGACAUAAAUAAAUACAGGCUUGUAAAUAUCUGGUGUUGUUAAAAUAUCCCAACCUAUUAUAUUAAAACUCAUUCAGACCAACAGUUAAAGGAAAUGUGUUUUUUUUUUCUUCUUUUUUUUAUAUGUAAAUGUAUAUAAGAGCAAUAUAAAAAAAAAAACUAAAAAAAAAUGGAUUUAAAUGUUAUUCAAAAACGCCAACUGAUUUGUCUUUUUGGCGAUAAAGUUUAAAUUAUAUUUUACUUUACGCAAAAACUUGUAUAUUUAUCGAUGAAUUUAAUUAUAUUUACACUUUGUUACACACCAAUUAAUUGUUUUAACUUAUUCAAUCGUAUUGUCUUUAGUUUUCUUUCUUUUCUUUUUUUUUUUACUUUAUAUUGUUUCCCAUUUGGGAAAAUGUAGUUCUUAAGUAAAAACAGUCUUGGUACUUAUUUUAAUAUAAAUAUAUCUAGAGGAUUUAAAAAAUUCUGGGAUAGGGAAUGAAUUUAAUGUUAAUUAAAAUUCCUAUUCUCAAGAUGUUAUUUCUUUUUUUCUGAAUCAAAUAUUUAUAAUUUUCCUAUUUGACUGAACUGAUAAGUUUGGGGUUCUCCCACCCCCACAAUCUUUCACUUUAUUGUAUAUUAAUUAUUAGUACAUGCCAAUUGCCUUUAUAUAGUUAGCAAACUUUAUUAAGAUAAGAUUGUAUUUACACAAAUUCGUACCUCUGUCAAUAAUACACAGAAUAAAAUAAGUU
This is a messenger RNA of Nezara viridula (southern green stink bug), 2798 nucleotides long. The record is from the annotation of a GenBank genome assembly. Lineage: Eukaryota; Metazoa; Arthropoda; Insecta; Hemiptera; Pentatomidae.